Molecule: messenger RNA, 511 nt
Organism: Alosa alosa (allis shad)
Lineage: Eukaryota; Metazoa; Chordata; Actinopteri; Clupeiformes; Clupeidae
Product: CD276 antigen-like
Exons: 3
Coding region: 23-511 (162 amino acids)
Biological process (GO): cellular response to lipopolysaccharide; positive regulation of T cell proliferation; negative regulation of T cell proliferation
Cellular component (GO): external side of plasma membrane
Source: RefSeq, a predicted model, not a curated record
GGAGAGAGAGAGAGAGAGGUAGAUGUGUGUGUGUCCUCAUGAAGGAAGAAUGAUCGGGACGUUUAGAGGUGUGUGCGCUCUGUUAUGGAUCCUUUCCCUGGGGGAGUGUAAGAUUUCAGAAUUCCAAGUGACCUGUGUGAUCUCCGAGGACUGCGUGCUGCCCUGCACAUUCACGCCCACCCGCAAUGUGCUCGUGCGCUGGUACAAACAGGAAGUGCUCGUACACAGCUUCCUGCCAUCAGAGGGCCAACAGGGGACCGACGGCAAGGUGUUGUUAUUCAAGGACCAGGUUGCCCACGGAAACGCCUCUCUCCUCCUGCAACACAGCUCCACUGCAGACAGGGGGCGCUACACGUGCCGGGUCAACUCCACCGUAGACGGCGAUGGAUCCAUAGUUAUCGUUAGAGUGGAAGCUCCCAUCAGUGACCUCAUCAUGAGCGUGACGUCCGAGAGGCACGUGCUGUGCGGGACCAAAGGGGUGUACCCUGACCCCUCCAUGCAGUGGGCUUAA